Molecule: messenger RNA, 327 nt
Organism: Striga asiatica
Lineage: Eukaryota; Viridiplantae; Streptophyta; Magnoliopsida; Lamiales; Orobanchaceae
Source: the annotation of a GenBank genome assembly
AUGAGAUGUGAAGGUAUUGAGGUCAGCUGUGUCCGUAGGACCUUUGCCAUGAUGGGUGCGCUCGCAUGGCAGCAAUCAAUCCAUUAUUGGUUUGGCCUUGAAUGGAUAAAAUGUUGUCAAAAAGAACCCAAUCCAACCAUUCAAGGGAACCACAAGAAUACACAAAAUUUCAUCCGUGGAAUGUUGAGAUCAAGCCAUAUGAGGAUUCAAUCACACAAAGAAUCAUCUACAAUCAAGGUACUACUCUUACUAUAUUCUUCAGCUGGAGUCAACUUGUCAAAAGCUGAAGGCUUAGAUCCAUAUAUAUUCCAAGUAACUGCAGUCUGA